Messenger RNA from Blastomyces dermatitidis ER-3, 3087 nucleotides. RefSeq lists its product as uncharacterized. The record is from RefSeq and is a predicted model, not a curated record. Lineage: Eukaryota; Fungi; Ascomycota; Eurotiomycetes; Onygenales; Ajellomycetaceae. The coding region runs from base 72 to 2669 and encodes 865 amino acids. The transcript has a single exon.
ACUUUUAUUUUUUUAAAUUAUGCCCUGAACGGAAACACAGGGCCGUUCGUCCUGUGGUCCCAUCAUUACGGAUGUUUAAGACGUCGUCGCAAAAUGCGGCGGCCUGUCUUCGAUGCCAAUUUGGCCCUCCGCGUUCUCCAAAGGCCCUGACGACUAUCCUCCUAUCCCAAGCAUUUGGCCUCCGUCAAAACCGAUAUAAUAGCACAACACUCCCAAACCAACCUGGCGAAACAGACCCUAAACUAUACCCGGUAUUGGGCGUCAAGAAAUCGCGCUACCAAAGACAUGUUGCCCGUUUGGAUGUGAAGACGCUGGGAGAGGUCGGUGAGGUUGUGAUACUCAAGGAGAGAGCCAGUCGACCAAAGCAGAUGACCGUUCGCAAGUUUUCAAGGAUACUAGAAAAGGAAACUGAUGGUGAUGCUCCUUGGGAUAAUCCGUCUGAGCUCCUGAAAGAGGUCGAUAAAACAAGACUGCAAUUAGGAGGCGCCAAAGAGGUGAUUGAAAAUAUUGAGCAAAUCCGGGGGAACCGCAAACCUGGAGACAAGCUAGACCGAAACGAAUGGCGCAAGCUACGGAAAAUAUUAGAAGAUGGGUUUACAGCUAAUCAGCUAACUGAUUAUCGCAAACAAUUCGAACCACCUGCGAGUAUCUCUGACCAAAAGGACAUCUCGGCCACACCGCAUUCCGGAUGGAGGCCUGGGACAUCACUUUUUCUGGAAAUGGACCCCGAAGCCCAGAAGCAGACAGCAUCCAGGAUCGGGAGUCUCGGACAUAUGGCUGGAAAAAUUGCUUUAGCGGAGAUGGUAUUACGAGACUGCUGGCAGCUAUCCGUUUUGGGUGAGAUCGGUCAAUUGGACAUCCAUCUGGCGCCCCAAGAAAUUUUCAUGCUCCUAUUGCCUGAUAUUAGCCCUCUCAAAGAUCUUGCAAUCACAUAUGGCGCCAAGAUAGAUGUUUCGCGAUCUUUAAACCUUGUGAGAAUUACCGCAAACGAAAGUGCCUGUGAGCUUGUUCGACAGGGUGUCAUGGAGUUUUUCCCUAGGAUAAUCUCCAAAACUGUGGACCUACCCAGCAGAGGCUUUGUAUUCCAUGGAAAGAACAGAAGAUUCGAGGAGCGAUUUUUCCGUUCCAUGCAAAAGUCUCUCAAUGUAUUUUGCUGUAAAGAGCAAGGGACAAACCAAAUAAAUAUCUAUUUCGUUCAGGAGAUGGAGAAAGACGCAGAGGAGGCAUACAGGAAUAUCGAAACCGCAGUAUCAAUGACGGAAGAAGACCAAACCCGGUUCUGCACAUAUUUGUCGGACACUGAGCCGGCAGUUAUGUACUCCGUUUCCUACCAGGAAUUCCUACCUUGGGCUGAUCGCCAGAGACGAUGGCUAAGAUGGAUGAAACCGCUUUCUGGGACAAAAACUCCAAGUGGUACUCAAUCAGAACCACCCCCAGCUCUCGUCCAGAAAGGUCGUGGAUCAGUUUGCGAGAAAGUGUGCAAUGAGUUGUUUACUCCACCAGCUUCAUCCAGCUGGCGCAGCCCUGGCCAGCCUCACAUUCGCGAGGUCGUUGUCGCUUCCCUCGGAAAAUCGCUGUUUGCGCACCAACAAUCAAUGAAACCCGGAAAGAUGAAAUUUAAAUCUUUCAGUCCUACGGUCCCUCGAGCUUUUGCUGCCAACAUCUCCAAUCCCAUAUCGUUCCUCCAACGUCUCUCUCCGUUACCGAACGUGGGAAAUGGUACCUUUCACCGAAUUCGACUCAAACCAUCAGCUAAAAACAAGACGCGCCUCCCGCCUAUUGAAUUAGAACUCGACGUCGUACUCCGAUAUGCUGGUAAACGUCAAUUCCUGGUACCAAUUCUACGAAAAGCCACUGCCAUCGUCCAUAGAGCGGACAUAGACGUGUUACUGCCGGAAACGUCGCUAGACCUCCGCUUUAAUAAAUUCACACACUAUGACCUUCUGGAAGGCCGGAAAGCAUCCGCUUUGUCACAAGCCGAGAAGCAGAGGGCUGAUAUCUCCAGCAUUUCAGAAGUUAUCCAAAAUAUGGUCUCGGAAGAUGUUUACAUGCAGCCGCGUAUGCCCAUGUCCUGCGAGCUGACGAUCCCACGCAAACUGAUCGCUAAACGAGCAUCCGUCGCGGCGACAGCAGGUUCGCAUGGCAGCGGGAAAGGAGAGGCAGAUUUCGUUACAGGGACAUAUAUGCUUCCUCCCAUACGCUACCUCAGAUCAGCUCGAAUUUCGCGCUUCAACUACAAGGAUCUCGAGCUCAGUUACUCACACGUGAACAUGGGUCCUGCCUUACCUGAACAUGUGAUCGAUAUGUCCAUUUCUCUGGGUCGUGAUGACAAUGAACUACGGCCGGAGCUUUGCCAACCAAAUACCCAUCUCUCCUCCGCUGUCGCGAAGGGUCAAUCUGAGGGAUCGCUUCAGGCCGCGUUCGAACAAUUCUAUGCCCAAGCUUGCGAGAUGGCUUUUGAACAGAGCGCUGCUGCGGCGAAUUAUAAGGGAAAGGUAGAAGUCGGGGACGAAGACGGCUUGGCAGACGUCACAACUGUCAUUGAAGAGGAUUAUAAGCCAGACUUCAAUCUUGACCCUGAGGACAUGUUUCGUCAGUGGGUGGAACAAGGCUCACAAGGGGAGUCUGAGCGUAGAUUUAAUAGCAAGGUCCGGAACGGCUUGGAAUAAAGUGAUGUAUACUUUGGCGCUUUCGAUUUCUUAAUCCCCCUGUACAUUUAGUGUUUUUCACUUCGUUAUAGAUCAUAUUGUAUUCCUUUUUGUGUAGGUUGCAUUGUCUUCUGUGAUCUUGGUGUUUAGGGUGGGUUGGUUGCUAGUGAUGUUUACCUAUCUAUCUAUCUAUGCUGGGCGAAAUGUAUACAUGCAAAGUAGAAAUGGGCCCAUUGAUUGGAAAGGCAACUGGAUUCAAAUACUUUGAACAUAUACUGUUAAAUAAAGUUCAGGGUUGAUUAGAUUAAAACCUCUUGUUCCUUUCAAACCCCAGCUAACUGUAUAGUAUAACUACAUUUGCUGCAGCAAACUGGUGAAGAAAACUAAUUUCACCAAUACCAUCGCAUGGAGAGCGGCCAUCCUCCCAAAUUCUUUAGGC